AUGUGGCCCCCCCGCUUCCCCCCUCCCCGCCCCGGGAUGUCGGAAGAAACCAGGCAGAGCAAAUUGGCUGCGGCCAAGAAAAAGCUGAGAGAGUAUCAGCAGAAGAACAGCCUGGGUGUCCCUGCAGGAGCAAAGAAGAAGAAAAAGAUUAAAAAUGGCGAUAGCCCAGAGAGACCCACUGCCAGUGACUGUCAGUCACCAGAGAAUAUUCAGGACAUUCUGAAGGUGUUGGUGUCCGACCUUAACCGUUCCAAUGGGGUCUCACUCCCCCCAUUAGACAAGAGGAAGAUGCCCACAGACCAUACUGCUCCUGUGCUGCCAACCACUGCUACUGACACUAUGUUUCUCCGUGUCGCCCCUUCUCCCGAUGCUGACCUCACUCAGAGCCAUGAUGCUGGCAAUUGUUCUAACCUCAUGGAGGAGACCAAGACUUUCUCAUCGACUGAGAGUCUGCGACAACUUUCUCAACAGCUCAAUGGCCUUGUGUCUGAGUCUACAUCCUACAUCAACGGGGAGGGCCUCACAUCUUCCAACAUGAAGGAACUGGAGAGCCGGUAUCAAGAGCUAGCAGUAGCCCUGGACUCCAGCUAUGUAACAAACAAACAACUCAGUAGCACGAUAGAGGAAUUGAAACAACAGAACCAAGACACUCUGGAUCAGCUGGAGAAAGAGAAGAAGGAUUAUCAGCAGAAGCUGGCAAAGGAGCAGGGCUCUCUCAGGGAACAACUGCAGGUUCACAUUCAGACCAUAGGCAUCCUGGUGUCUGAGAAGGCAGAAUUACAGACGGCGCUGGCCCACACUCAGCAAGCAGCCAGGCAGAAAGCAGGAGAGUCGGAGGAUCUUGCCAGCCGACUGCAGUCCUCCCGACAGCGUGUGGGAGAGCUGGAGCGCACACUGUCUACUGUGUCAACGCAACAGAAACAGGCAGACAGGGUAAGACAGGUCGAUUCUCUGGCCAUCAGCAGCUUCCUGGUGGACAGCUCAUGUGUCACUCUGAAAUGUGUUCCUGUCUAUUCCUGGUUCCUUCCUUUCUGCUCUGCCUCUGACCACAGCAAAAGUAACGAGGACCUGAGGCAGCAGAACUCAGAACUGGAAGAGAAACUCAGAGUCCUGGUGGCAGAGAAGGCAGCUGCACAGUUGGGGGUGGAGGAGCUGCAGAAGAAGUUAGAGAUGUCAGAGCUGCUGCUGCAACAGUUCUCUAGCCAAUCUGAGACUGCAGGUGGUAAUGAGCAGUUGCAACAUGCCAUGGAGGAGCGGGCUCAGCUGGAGACCCAUGUUGGCCAGCUGAUGGAGUCACUGAAGCAGCUCCAGGUGGAGAGAGACCAGUAUGCGGAGAACCUGAAAGGAGAAAGUGCCAUGUGGCAGCAGAGGGUUCAGCAAAUGGGGGAGCAGGUGCACACACUGAAGGAAGAGAAGGAGCACAGAGAACGUCAGGUACAAGAGCUGGAGAGCAGCCUGGCCGCACUCCGGAGUCAGAUGGAGGAGCCACCGCCUCCAGAGCCUCCAGCUGGGCCCUCCGAGGCCGAAGAGCGGCUGCAGGGAGAGGUCGAGCAGCUGCAGAAGGAACUGGAGAGGCUGACGGGACAGCUGCGGGCUCAGGUGCAGGACAAUGAGAGCCUGAGCCACCUGAACCGGGAGCAGGAGGGGCGGCUGCUGGAGCUGGAGCGGGAGGCCCAGCGCUGGAGCGAGCAGGCAGAGGAGCGCAAGCAGAUCCUGGAGAGCAUGCAGAGCGACCGUACCACCAUCAGCAGAGCGCUGUCGCAGAAUCGUGAGCUGAAGGAGCAGCUGGCCGAGCUGCAGAAUGGCUUCGUCAGGCUGACCAAUGAGAACAUGGAGAUCACCAGUGCACUGCAGUCAGAGCAGCAUGUCAAGAAGGAGCUGGCCCGGAAGCUGGGGGAGCUGCAGGAGAGGCUGGGAGAGCUGAAGGAGACGGUGGAGCUCAAGAGCCAAGAAGCACAGGGUCUGCAGGAACAGCGAGACCAGUGCCUGUCCCACCUGCAGCAGUACGCUGCUGCCUACCAGCAGCACUUGGCGGCCUAUGAGCAGCUGACCUCUGAGAAGGAGGCCCUGCAUAAGCAGCUUCUGCUGCAGACACAGCUCAUGGACCAGCUGCAGCACGAGGAGGUACAGGGCAAGAUGGCAGCCGAGCUGGCCCGCCAGGAGCUGCAGGAGGCCCAGGAGCGCCUAAAAGCUACCAGCCAGGAGAACCAGCAGCUCCAAGCCCAGCUGAGCCUCGUGGCCCUCCCCGGGGAAGGAGAUGUGGACCAGGAGGAACAAGAUGAGGAGGUUCCUCAGUCGAGUCUGACCAUCCCAGAAGACCUAGACAGUAGAGAGGCCAUGGUGGCAUUCUUUAAUGCAGCUAUAGCCAGAGCAGAGGAAGAGCAGGCCCGACUACGUGUGCAGCUGAGAGAGCAGAAGGCACGUUGCCGGAGUUUGUCUCACUUGGCAGCCCCAGUCCAAAGCAAGCUUGAAAAGGAGGCAGUGGUCCCCAGGAAUGUGGGUGACUCUGCGUCUGAGGAGAGCAGUCAGGCCCUACAUGUAGCCAUGGAGAAGCUGCAGAGCCGCUUCCUGGAGGUCAUGCAGGAGAAAGUGGAGCUCAAGGAGAGGGUAGAGGAGCUUGAACAUUGCUGCAUCCAGCUUUCUGGGGAGACAGACACCAUUGGAGAGUACAUCGCCCUCUACCAAAACCAGAGGGCAGUGCUGAAGGCUCGACAUUUGGAGAAGGAAGAAUACAUCAGCCGGCUGGCUCAGGACAAGGAGGAGAUGAAGGUGAAGCUGCUGGAGCUCCAGGAGCUGGUGUUGAGGCUUGUGAACGAGCGCAAUGAAUGGCAGGGCAAGUUCCUGGCCAUCUCUCAGAACCCUGGUGACAUGCUCACCCCAGUGCCCACGGGCUCCCAGGAAUUUGGUGCUGCUGACCAGCAGGGUGACCUCAGGGAGGUGAGCCUGGCUGAUGAUAUAGAGCCUGCACAAGGAGAGGCAGGGGUACCUGCUGCCCAUGAGAACCCCACUGCACAGCAGAUCAUGCAGCUGCUGCGUGAGAUCCAGAACCCGCAGGAGCGGCCAGGCCUCGGUAGCAACCCUUGCAUCCCCUUUUUCUACCGUGCCGAUGAGAACGACGAGGUGAAGAUCAUGGUUGUAUAAAAGACUGGCGGCCAAAGCCUCGGCAAGGGCAGCCAAAGGUUCUGCCCCAACCCACACCCUUCCUCAGCUACCCUUAUCCUUAUAAUAAGGUCAGACUCCACCCCCUCCAGGGGCUAGGGAAGUAGCUCAGUUAGUCGAGUGCUUGCCUGCUGUGUACACAGCCUUGGGUCCCCAGUACCUCUGAAAAGGCUAAUACCUGUAAUUUGAGUGCUUGGGAAGUGGAGGUGGGAGAAUUGGCCAUCCUCAUCUACCUAGUGAGUUUGAGGCCACACUGGGCUACGUGAGACCCUUUCUGAAAACCAAAAGAUCAAGCUCCUAUCUUAAUGGGGGAUACAGACUGGUACAGAUCUGCCUCUUAGCCAGGGCAGUUUUACUUUGUAAAUUCCUGUUAGAGAAAGAGCGCCAGAGGCUCAGUGAUGGAGCAGACUGUGCUGGGUGGCCUGGGGGCUUUCUCAUCAAGGAGGGCCUUACUCAGGACUCUGGGGCAGAACCGUCUGGCAGCAGUCUCAUGCCCAGGUGCAGCGCAGGCUGGUAGACCGGCCUAGCAUUCAGCAGGGCUUCUAAGUUUUCACCGCUGCUCAGUCCUCCCUAGCCUCCUUUUCCUCCCCUCCCCCAUUUUAUCUUCAUUUUCUUUACGUAGUGUUUCCCGUAGCCCGAGCUGAUCCCCUGCCUCACCGCUGUGCCUGGUGGUUGGCAGUGCUAAGCAGGCACUCUACCAAGUGAUUUACCCCCAGCACUCCCUGCCUUCUUCCUUUGUGUGGUGAUGCUGGGGAUGGAACCCAGGGCACAGCACGUCCCCAGACCAACUCCCAUCUUCUCAGAGGCACUUUAGGGCAGUGGGGCUGGGCAGCACUUCGUGGGUCCUCAGGCAGUUGGGGCUAACUGCCUCAGGAAGGCAUCCCACUUUGGAGGGCUUCCAUCUUUUUGAGGCACUUUGGGACAGGGAAAGUGGGUACCAUUCUCUCAGGCCUUAUGACAAUUGGGGUAACUACGCCAAGCAGGACAGAGGCUGCUGGGCGGGGUGGGCUUCCCCUCCCCCGGUGUACAUAUUGUACCUGUGUACUAUUUUGUAUAUUCCGGGGUAGGGACACCCCUGUAUCAUAGUGGAGGUUGGAGCUGGCAAGUGGGGAAGAGCUUCUAAUAAUCAUUUUGGGCUGGGAAACUUAUUUAUUGGUAGUGUUAGGUCAGGGGCAGGAGGCGGAGACAAGGUUGUGGCACCUGCUGAUGCAGCUCCUCUUUAUUUUGCUUUUUACUUGGGAAAUAAAUGGAUUUAGCCAUA
Mus pahari (shrew mouse) is the source of this 4420-nucleotide messenger RNA. RefSeq names its product golgin A2 (gene Golga2). Gene Ontology annotation, molecular function: protein binding. Gene Ontology annotation, biological process: spindle assembly; Golgi organization. Bases 1 to 3141 code for a protein of 1046 amino acids. Lineage: Eukaryota; Metazoa; Chordata; Mammalia; Rodentia; Muridae. The transcript has 26 exons. Gene Ontology annotation, cellular component: cis-Golgi network; Golgi cis cisterna; Golgi cisterna membrane. The record is from RefSeq and is a predicted model, not a curated record.